Messenger RNA from Cryptotermes secundus, 1949 nucleotides. Its product is annotated as gustatory and odorant receptor 24-like. Gene Ontology annotation, biological process: sensory perception of taste. The coding region runs from base 10 to 1467 and encodes 485 amino acids. NCBI's taxonomy places the organism in Eukaryota, Metazoa, Arthropoda, Insecta, Blattodea, Kalotermitidae. The record is from RefSeq and is a predicted model, not a curated record. Gene Ontology annotation, cellular component: neuronal cell body; membrane; axon. The transcript has 9 exons.
GCGGUGCUGAUGUCACGGGCUCGCGGCCGUGCUGGGACAGUCUGUGUGGGCCCCAGCGGUUCGUGGCGCCUUGCCGUGAGCAACCCGCAUGGCGAGCCUUCUCUCGCGGAUCUGCGAACAUUACUGCAACAGAUGUUACAGUGCCCGAACUGUCUAACUCCACGGAGCUGCUUCAGAGCAGAGGCCAUGAAGGACAGAAAUGGAGUGGUAAUAUUUCCCCGUGAGGAAAUUUUCCGCAACACCGGGCCUCAUGAAGCAUGGCUGAAGAAGAACGUUGUGCUCCCGACUGCGACACCACCUGCUGCCCGUCAACCUGGUUACUUUGCUUCCGACAUGAAGCCAUUGUUUCGAGUGUACAGACUUCUAGGGAUUUUCCCAAUUAAUAUGAAAGAUUCAGGCUAUGCAGAGUUCCGGCUGCUCUGCCCCUUGAUGCUGUACACGGUGUUCGUCCAAGCAAGCAUGAUGGUAGCUGCGGCCUUCUUAGCCAAAGACAGGCUGGAAUAUAUUACAAAAGAAAAUCCGAACUUCGGGCAAGUGCUGACGGAGGCCAGAUAUCUCGUGUCAGUUCUGUAUAUUUUCUUGUGGGCAGUUGCUAACUUGCCAGAAUCUGGUAUCAAAGCCCAAUUCAUCUCAUCGUGGACUGAUUACCAGAGACAAUAUAAGGCUGCGGUAGGCAAGCCCCUUGAUCUGAACUUGAGACAACAAAUGAAAACAGAGGCUUUGUUCAUAAUUGUUCUCUCUUCUGUCGAAACGGCCUUCAUGUUCUUCUCGCUGGACAAAAUCAAACUCUGGUACACAAUUCCAAUCUCGUACUGCGUGCUCUCAUGUGUGCUGAACACUGGCUUAUGGAGAGGCACAGGACUGGCCCUGGUUACAGCGGCAAGAAGCCUCAUAGGAGAUUUGGAACAGGUUCUAGGCAUGUGUGAAUUCGAAUGCGCAGAAAAGAUUGCAGAAUACAGGAUGUUAUGGUUAAAACUGGGCAAGUUAACACAAGACCUAGGCAACUGCAUGGGUUUUACAUACGGAACACAGGUGAUUGGCUACUUCUUCGAGCAGGUUAUGGCCGUGUUCGGACUCCUGGCCAAUAUGGAGGAGGGUUUUAGCAGCAGUAACAUCGGUUUUGUGUCCGACGUCAUUAUAUUUUCCUGGCUAAUAUUCGUCACGUGCAACACAGCUCAACGUGCAACAGAUGAGGUAGGGAGACACGUGCAAGAGAGGCUUCAGGUUCUGUUCCACAAGUUCCCGAGACGAUGUUCUGAAAGUAGACAAGAGGUACGAUAUUUUUUGGAAGCGAUUGCUGAAAAUCCACCCCAAAUCAACUUUUCAGGAUUUGUUGUAGUGAACAGAGGCCUUCAAACGUCGCUUAUGUCUGCGAUGGUGACGUACCUAGUUAUCCUCAUUCAGUUCCAGAUAAGCGUCGAUUCAGCAGUUAAUAAAAAUGUAACAGGCGAGAAAAGAGAAAAAUGAACUGUUGAUAUUGAAAGAUAUUUCUGAAGGGACCACAAUAUUUAAGUGUUGUUAAAAAUCCUACACUCACCGUUUUAUAUUUUGGUAUAUGUAUCUCAUAUUCAAAUAGCACUAAUCAUUAACGCCCGUAACAAUAUUUUUAUAUUCUGAAAUGUGACGCCGUGUAGUCCGACGUUUCUGCGUGACGUAGUGCCUACAUCUUCAUGGUCGGUAAAUAAUCUACGUAGGAAGUAGAAAGCAAGAAGCAAACAAAACACCCUCUGAUUUUUUCGCUGUCUCAUUUUUGUUGGUCACUUACUUGGCUUAAUUUUUACCCUGAUGAUGGAAGCAAUAUAUUCUUCUGAAACACUGAUUAACUUUCAAACGGACUACAUGGCGUCACAUCCAAAAACAUAGUAACAUUCAUAUUAAUCGCUGUGAGAACUUCAUAUUCAAUACUUUCCAAGAACUAUUGUAGAACGUUUAAAGUCUGUUUAUAAAUU